Messenger RNA from Paramecium tetraurelia, 519 nucleotides. RefSeq lists its product as uncharacterized. The record is from RefSeq and is a predicted model, not a curated record. Gene Ontology annotation, cellular component: cytoplasm. The transcript has a single exon. Gene Ontology annotation, molecular function: GTPase activity; GTP binding. Gene Ontology annotation, biological process: intracellular protein transport; vesicle-mediated transport. NCBI's taxonomy places the organism in Eukaryota, Ciliophora, Oligohymenophorea, Peniculida, Parameciidae.
AUGGGUAAUCUUUUAGAAAAUAAUUAAAAUGUUUAAAAGUCAAACCUAAUGAUGGUAGGACUAGACAAUGCCGGAAAAACUACUAUAUUGUAUUAAUUACAAAGAAAUAAAGUAGAAACAUUGUAUCCAAAAAUUGGAUUUUAUCUAGAAAAAAUAUAAUAUAAACAAUUUGAAAUAUUUUCUUGGGAUAUAGGAGGAUCAGAUCCAAGGAUGUAAAUUUAUAAUCCAAAUGGGUUUACUUACAAUGGAAUCAUUUUUGUAGUCGAUUUUAAUGACAAAGAAAGGAUCGAAUGUUCAGCAACCGAAUUUCAUAGACUUUUGAGCAUGGAAAAUUUUAAAGAAUUGCCUAUUUUAAUAUUGGCCAAUAAAAAAGAUCUAAUUAAAGUGAACAUACAGGAAAUGACAAGAGAGCUUAUGCUUGAAAAAUUGUCUAACAUUUUUCAUAUUCAACCUUGUUGUGCUGUUAAAGGGGAAGGUUUAGAAGAUGGGCUAAAAUGGAUGUAAAAGUAACUUAAGUGA